UUGCUUCUGAUUGGGAGACGAGCAGAUGCCUCUGAGCCGAGUCUUCAAUUGUGCAGCCGUGUGACAAUCGGCGACCUCUGGAACAGAACACCGCAUCGUCGAUUGGGGGCGCAGACUACUUCCCACGCCCUAUCGCAAGCCGUCCACCGGCCACGAUCAGCACCCGUCGAGGGAUGUGAAGUGGCGAUCGUCCGAUCUGUAUGGCUAGGUCUUCUUUCAUAUGGCGGUGGAUGUCGGCCGGAGAUUUGGCUUCGAUUCUUCCUUCUGCUUCAUAUGGCCAAGUCUUCUGCCUCUAAAUGUUGUCGGCGGCUACCCACGCCUUCAAUCGAGCCGUCGAGCCACGAUCCCCGCCAACCACGGACAGUCUAUCUCGGUCGUCGCUGUCGAUUUUGGAUUGAGUUGUGUGGAUGA
Messenger RNA from Striga asiatica, 411 nucleotides. NCBI's taxonomy places the organism in Eukaryota, Viridiplantae, Streptophyta, Magnoliopsida, Lamiales, Orobanchaceae. The record is from the annotation of a GenBank genome assembly.